Leptidea sinapis is the source of this 2505-nucleotide messenger RNA. RefSeq names its product esterase FE4-like. Lineage: Eukaryota; Metazoa; Arthropoda; Insecta; Lepidoptera; Pieridae. The record is from RefSeq and is a predicted model, not a curated record. The transcript is spliced from 3 exons. The coding region runs from base 829 to 2148 and encodes 439 amino acids.
UUUGUUAGGUUAUGUAUGUAGUGCAGUUUUUUAAGUGGAAAACUUACUUCAAAUUUAUUAACUAUUAGGGCCAGCAGAGCUUCUGCUAUCGCAUGACAGUCAUUUCCUACGCGCUCUACUAAUGAUUCCCAGUCAACUGAUGCAAGGGCUUUCGAAAAGUUUGCUUUAUUCGCUACUGUGAACAAGCGUCUUAUAGAGAACUUAGGUGGUGGCGUGGUGUUACGUGAGAUGGUCAAGCACCUGAGCGUCGUGGUCGCUCAGACACUAGCCACACAUUCCUCGGGGAGAUUGGAGUACACGUGGUCCAGUAGAGAACCAGUGUUUCCCUCUAGUCUAGUAGGAAAGUCGACUAGUUGGCUGAAAUUGUGCCUAGAUAAUAUAUAAUAAAUUAAUAUUAAUGUCGCCCAUUAUUAUUGCACCAAGGCCUUCGACACAUAUUUUUGAUAAAAGUUUCUCAAACAACCGGACACGAUGGUCGAUGCGCUGCGGGGGCGGCCGGUUGCCGCGGGACUGCUGCUACCGCCGGGGCCGCGAGUGCCGUAGUUGCCGCCUGUGCUCAUGGGAUUGCGUGGCGGCGCCUGGGUGGACGCACCUUGCGCGCACUGAUUUCGGUACCGGGAGGCCAGUUUACGGCUGUCAUGAAAAAGUCGAAUUGACUGCACGGCACCAAAGCCCAAGAAACCCUGGCAAGGAGUGCGCCAGGCAAAACAGCAUGGGUCGAUAUGCUACCAACAUGACAACCAUCCUCCCUUCGCUCCGAAAGGCAACGAAGAUUGUCUCUACUUGAACGUCUACACUCCAACCUGCACGCCAAUUAAACUACCAGUCAUGGUGUAUAUCCAUGGGGGAGCUUUCAGAAUAGGCGAUGGUAAUUCCGACCGAUACGGACCCGUCUUUUUGUUGAAACAUAAUGUUAUUUUAGUAACCAUCAAUUAUCGCCUUGAAAUCCUUGGAUUCCUUUGUCUAGAUUCGAAAGAUAUUCCAGGUAAUGCAGGUAUGAAAGACCAAGUUGCUGCUUUAAGAUGGGUGCAAAAGAACAUAAGAAACUUCGGCGGAGACCCAGAUAAUGUAACUAUAUUUGGGGAGAGUGCGGGAGGCGCAUCUGUUUCAUUUCAUUUAGUUUCACCGAUGAGCAAAGGACUUUUUAAAAGAGCUAUAAUGCAGAGUGGGUCUAUCACCUGCUGGUGGUCAACAGUAUAUAAAGCACGCGAAAGAGCAUUGCUUCUGGCGAGAGAGUUAGGUUGUACUGCGAAUAACGAUGAAGAAAUUUGUGACUUUCUUAAACAUGUACCAGUUGAAAAAUUGAGCAACAAAAAUUUAAGUCUAUCUUUUGCCGAAUCUACAAAACUAGGAACAUACUUAUUUUUCGCUAUUGUAUCUGAAAAAUAUUUUGAUGGCGAAGAAAGAUUUUUUGAAGGUGACGUUUAUGAUGCACUCCGUAAUGGAAUUCAUGAUGGCGUCGACGUAAUUAACGGAUAUAACGAACACGAAGGUAUUAUUUGCUUGCUAGGACAAUGGAAUUUGAUAUUAGAACAAGCGAAUCGAUAUCUGGAGCAUUUUGUGCCGCAGCCGUUACCAAUGGUGUGUUCAAUGAUAAACCAAUUAGAUGUAGGAGAAAAAUUUAAAAAUCAUUUCUUGAAAGGUGAACCACUUACGAAACAAACUGCAGAACAAUUUUUGAAGUACUUGAGCAUGGAGGCUUUUGUCUACGGAAUAUUAUCUUGGCAGAAAAUAUGUGCAAAAAGAAAUAAAAAUAAAAUAUAUUUGUACAAAUUCAGGUGCACAUCUGAGAGAAAUAUUUUCACGAAAAAAUUAGGUGCAGACAAGCUGUUCGAUCAACGUGUCAUGGUGUCCCAUGCUGAUGACUUAGCAUACUUAUUUCCAGCAGUAGAUGUCCCGAAAGUAGAUCCUGCCUUGGAUUCAUAUCGCAUGAUCCAACAAUUAACAAAAUUAUGGACCAAUUUCGCUAAAUUUGGAGACCCGACACCUGAGGAUGAUCUCGGGGUGAAAUGGAGACCAUAUACGAUGAAAGAUGAAGAAUACUUAGAUAUUGGUUCUACACUUACACCUAAAUAUUCACCCGAAAAAGAAGAUAUGGAAUUUUUUGAAAAUAUAUUUCGUGAAUAUUAUCCACACGUCGUUCCAUGAUACGCUUAUAUUAUAAUAUUUUUACAUAUUAUACUGUUUAUAUUUUUUUAGUUUGUAUUUUUCUGUUUCUGUUUGUUUCCUUAUUUCGUUAUUAAUAUAAUAUAAUAAAACAAAAAUAUAUCUUGCCUUGGUUUAAAGCGCUUCUAUACUUACUUUUCAUCGGUCGCAAAAUCAUUACCUACCCACCUUCUGUAAACAUUUUUUUAAGGUUUCCCGAUUACUCAUUACAUUUAAAUAACUAUCUACGAGAUAUCCGUGAAGUCGACGACCAUCACUUAUUUUUUGCACAAUAACUAACAAGUUCAUGGAAGUGUUCACUUCCAUUUGUGUUCACAAAUAAACGCUUGUUCCUUUAAA